Heterobilharzia americana is the source of this 3176-nucleotide messenger RNA. The record is from the annotation of a GenBank genome assembly. NCBI's taxonomy places the organism in Eukaryota, Metazoa, Platyhelminthes, Trematoda, Strigeidida, Schistosomatidae.
ACAUUUGAGCGGGUAAGACAACCACCGUUCGCAAGCGCGGUGUUUAAGUGAGGGCUGUUGAUGGGUGUUAUUAAAUGCGUUUUGAGUUUUCCGUUAUCCGUUCGAGUCAGAACGCUUGCCUUUCAGUUGUCUUCGCAGAUAGAACAAGCAUGCUGCCAACCGAAUUCAUCAUUAACAAGAUUUGUAUUAUCUACUCACAGGGCAGUAAUAGCUAAUUUGCUUUUGUGUCGUCAUUCAGGAACACUGAUUAUCCGUCGUUUACGUGACAAAUACUGGAGUAUAAGAACAGAUUCUCGUUCAUUUGUUACUCAAAAAGUUUUACUUGGUGCAUCGUUAAUUUCUUUUGCUCAGGAUAAAAUCACAGAUGAAGAAGUGUUAAUUACUCUCGAGAGCUUUUCUACGAAAAAUGGUGAUUCAAGUGAUCCCAACAACAGCAGAUCAUUUAGUGUCGUUGAAACUGAUACCAAGGAAGAACCUUUACCUUCACCGAGUAUUGAACACUCUGUUAACAAUCAAUCCUGUGAAUCAUGGGACCCUCCAUUAACUUUAAUGAUACGGCAGCUACGUCACAAUUAUUUGAAACAAAUGCCAGUGUUUUCCUCUCCUAAUUUAGAUUUAGUUCCAUCUACUGAUUCUGAUUUACCUCUCUGUAAUUCCGACCAUCAUCAUCAUCAUCAUUUAAAUGAAGUUUCAAAUGUGGAUCAUUUUACUACCUCUCUUUUAUCAUUUUUUGCAAACUUGAACAUUCAACCAGAUGGUACAGGUUUUGUUGAUGACUCAUGGGAUCUUGUUUUUGACCGACCAAGUAUACGUGUUUGGCGACGGCCAGUUAAAGUGUCUAUGUACAAUAAUGAAGGCAACUGCUCAAAGCCAAGCAAUAAAUACGAGUAUAGGGUUUGUGGACAAUUUCAUGAUAUAUCAGCAUCAUCAUUUUUAGAAGUACAACUUAAUUUAGACUAUCGACGGAAUUGGGAUGACAAAAUUGUAAAGUUAGAUUAUAUUACACCGAGUGAUGUACAUAACGGUGAUUUUUCUAUAAUUCGUUGGGUUGUACGUUUUCCUUUCCCUUUGGUCAAUCGUGAAUAUAUUUACAUGCGCCGUUGGUGGAUGCAACCCGAUGAAUUUCAUCUAAACACCGAAAAAUCGCUAUCUUUGUUACAUCAACAUGAAGACAAGUCUGCAGCAUCCGUUGUUUUGUGUCGAAAUGAUGCAACUGAGAAACAUAAAUCACUGAGUCGCUAUGCUUAUGUCAUUUCACGAUGUUCACCAGAUUAUCAAGAAAAGUACAGUCAAUCUUCAGAUGGUUUUCCAGUGGAGUCUUCAAAGAAGUCAGGUUCGUGGACAAGCAUGACGAAACGUGAUCUUGUACAGGUUCAUGAAUACCAUUCUGAGAUGUUAAUACAGUCACAUGGAAAAUUCAAUGAGACUGGACUGAACUACUAUCUGAUCUAUUACGAUGAUCCAUGCCUUCCAGUCAAUGGUUCACCGAUGAAGUUGUUCUCAAUUAAAGCUAUGGAAGAGUUUAUGUCACAACUUCACAAAGCUGCAUUAAGAUUGCACGCCGAAGGUUUACCACCGGGUAUUCAUCCUAUAGUAUACGAUGAGAAUAAAGUAGAAGAUAAGCGAAAAAGUAAAGUGCUUUCUGAGUUGGAAGCAAAACCGCCUCCAACGAACAAGCAACCGGAUGAUAAUAAUAACAAGAAGAAGAAACAGGCGAAAUCAUAUUUCUUCACUGAUCCUCCUCCAUCUGAAGCAAGUUACUUUGAUUCAUCUACAGGUGCCUUGUAUUAGUCGUUACAACACCGGUAAUGAUGAUCACAUGAGAUUGUUACUUACUUUUCCAUCCAUCUUGUGUUUAACUGUAAAAAUAAAUAAGUGGGUCGCAUUUACACGAUGUUGUGGUCGGUGAUGUUGCCUCUGCUGCUGGGGAAGAAAAAGAGAGGUUUGUGAGGUGUUCCUGAAAAACUUAAAAAUACCGGUCCCAUUUUUUCCCUUGAAAUUCUUCUAAACAAUUCGCUUCACAUUGUUUUGAAACGAAAAAUAGAAUUAAUUAUUUUGUUUGUUUGCUUUUAUUAAGUAGUAUGGUGUAUUUCUUUAAACUUAUUGCCUAUUUCUUACUGGAUUUUUUUUGCACCUGCAUAGACAGAUAAAAAUGCAUAUGCGCCCAUACUUACACACAAAUAGAUGCACACGUUUAUACAUAUACAUAGAUAGACAGGCAGACAGACGCCCAGACAUGCACGUAGACAAACAGGCAGGAGGGAAAACAUACAUGCCUUAGACUUACACAUGACAGACAGAAAUGAUUACAUUUUGGCUUUAUUUUCUAGUGUUUCAAACUGUAUACGAAUAUAGAUACAACAUAGUGUACAAUAUGAAUAGAAGUUUACCUAACUAAAUUACACUUUCAAUGGUUUCUUGUCUCAACUUUGAAUAGUGGAGUAGUGUAGUUUGUAGGAAAUAAUCGGUGUGAUUGUUGUGUUUACUCAGUUGAUACUUUUAGGUCAUUGUUUGAGUAUUAGAGAAGUGAUUCAAAUAAUUUCUGGUCAUACAGUCACGUAAAUUGUAUUAAACCCUAUCCAACAGCAUUACUCACUGGGAUGUAGGUACGUCCAGCUGACGCGUCUUAAAUAGAACAUCCUUCGUUCCAAGUGGACUACAACAGACAAUUUGUUCAACCUAAUAAGUGACUGUUUUCAUUCAGAUUUCGAGAUGUAUAGAUGAGUAAAUUACAGGACAUUUUUGUCACAGAACGCCAGUGUUUUAUUGACCAUUGAAGCUGAUUUUCAACUUUUUGUGGUUACGCGUCUUCGAACUUGGUCAUUUAUCUCUCUAUUUUCGAUGUAUCAUAUUAUGCUUCUAUAAUCUGUAUCUUCCACCCAUCUAACGCCUAAAAUGUCUUCAUCAUCAUGAGAGAAUUCUACCUCCCCCCCUAACACAUUUUCUUACUUUACUUAUAUUAUGAUAGACGGAGAUCAUGCCAGUCAAACGAUCGUCUACGAUUAGUUAUAUUUCCUGGAACUCUAGCAUACAAUCUGUCAAAAAACUGAAGCACCUUGUUGCUUUAUUCUCACACCGUUUUUGAAGAAGACUAUGUUUAUCUUGAUAAUGACAAGUUAUUGGUUAGUGCACUUUAAACUGAACCAGAGCUGAUUAAAGACACACCCAUGUUUUCG